AUGGCACCGGUGUCCGCCGGCCGAAAGCCGCAUGGACCCUGCCAAACAAUCUCCUCUAUCAUUGCCCCUCAAUUCGUCCCCGAUGACCAGCCACCACAGCCCUCUCCAUUGACCCCAACCGGCGGGAAGCCCAGCGAUGACUUCCUCUUCGUAUCGAAGGACUUCCCGUAUCACCCUCGUUCCCCCGUAAGCACGUUCCUCCAGCACCAUACGGGCCUUGCCACAGACUGUGACAUGGUCCUCCGUGAGACAAUCAAGAAGCACCAUCCCCACCUCGCCAUGACAGUAUGCGCCGACCGCAACUGCGACAUUCUCACCUAUGCUGCCCUCGGAAAAGUGGACUUGAAACCCAAGGAUAUCCCCUUCCUGACGCAGUCGGUUUUCGCACCCUCUGAGCAUCGCUCGGAUGGGCCUGGGGCUAUGCAAGUUAGCUUGGAUUUUGGCUGCUUUGAUGUGUGCACAAAGUCCGGGCACAAGUUCAUACAUUAUUACGCAUCUUACGUGGAAUCUUACCAACAGAAGGCUGCAAAUUACUUCCUGCAUGAUCUGGAUUCCAAAGCUGCAGUGCAGGAGUUGAUUCUUGAAGCCUGUAGCUGGGCGGUGGAACUGCACGAUGAGAUAUUGAUCUUCCAGAGUUUCUGGAUGAAGGACCAUAAGCUCUGGCAGGCAAUCCAGAAGGCAAAGUGGAAAGAUGUCAUUUUGGACGAGAAGAUGAAGAAGGAGAUCAUCAAUGAUGUUGGCAGCUUCUUUGCUGGGCGAGACACAUAUGAAAAUCUCGGCGUACCGUGGAAGCGUGGUUUGAUCUUUCAUGGACCUCCCGGAAACGGGAAAACCAUCUCCAUCAAGGCAUUGAUGAAGAAUCUUGAGCAUCCCACGCUUUACGUUAAAUCAUUCCACACCUACAAUGGCGACGAGACCGGUAUCAAGAUGAUAUUUGAAAAAGCCAGGGCAAUGGCUCCAUGCUUGCUGAUCUUGGAGGAUAUUGACAGCUUGAUCACGAAAGAUAAUCGAUCCUACUUUCUGAAUGAGGUUGAUGGGCUGGAAGAGAAUGAUGGGAUAUUGGUCCUCGCGACUACCAAUCACUUGGAUCUCCUGGACCCGGGUAUUGUAAGCCGCCCUUCGCGAUUCGAUAGAAAAUACUUCUUUCCACUCCCAUCAAUGGACGAGAGAAAGGCGUACUGCAAAUAUUGGAAGCACAAAUUAGAGGGAAGUGACAAAAUCGAUUUCCCGGAUAGUCUAGUCGACAAGAUUGCCGAGUGGACAGAGGACUUCAGUUUUGCAUACUUGAAGGAAGCAUUCGUUAGCUCGUUGUUGAUAAUUGCGGCAAGAGAAGGUUAUGGUGGGGAAGAUGGAGAUGAGGGAGACGAGGAGUCGUUUGAAACCGUCAUCAAGAGACAGAUCGAAACGCUCAAAAAGGAGAUGGGAGAUGGCAGUGAGCAACUAAUCAAUGCAGUGUCGUCUCAGAUUAACCCACCUCUAGAUUCUAACCCGCCACACAAAUCUGAUCCCGUGAAUUAG
Messenger RNA from Morchella importuna, 1518 nucleotides. RefSeq lists its product as uncharacterized. Gene Ontology annotation, molecular function: ATP hydrolysis activity; ATP binding. The record is from RefSeq and is a predicted model, not a curated record. Lineage: Eukaryota; Fungi; Ascomycota; Pezizomycetes; Pezizales; Morchellaceae. Gene Ontology annotation, cellular component: cytosol; peroxisomal membrane. The coding region runs from base 1 to 1518 and encodes 505 amino acids. The transcript is spliced from 4 exons. Gene Ontology annotation, biological process: protein import into peroxisome matrix.